This is a messenger RNA of Syngnathus typhle (broad-nosed pipefish), 1627 nucleotides long. RefSeq names its product RNA binding motif protein 42 (gene rbm42). Gene Ontology annotation, molecular function: mRNA binding. Lineage: Eukaryota; Metazoa; Chordata; Actinopteri; Syngnathiformes; Syngnathidae. The record is from RefSeq and is a predicted model, not a curated record. The transcript has 12 exons. The coding region runs from base 308 to 1540 and encodes 410 amino acids.
CUAGGGGGCAGUAGGGUAACAAAGAGACGGCGAAAAUUCAAUUUGAAUGCUAAUGCUAACGCCGUGUCGUGUGUUGACGACGGCUUUUUGGUUCGCUGUUUGUUUGCCAAUGAUGUUGAGUAUGUGUAUUUGUCAUGGUGUUUUAAAGAACUGCCACAUUGGUUAACACCUGAAUUGUAAAUCUUGAGCUUUACCGUAAUUUAUGAUAACAAGGGCGAUUACUACCCACUACCACCAUCAUUAGCUAAAGACUAGCCUGGAGAGUACGACAUUCUAUUUCACCUCGAAAGAAUUGCAAAAAAAAGCAAUGGCGCUAAAAUCUGGAGAGGAACGUCUGAAGGAGAUGGAGGCCGAGAUGGCACUGUUUGAGCAAGAGGUUCUUGGUGGACCUGUACCACUAUCAGGAACCUCACCUGUUAUGGAGGCCGUACCUGUAGCUCUCGCUGUCACAGCGCUACCAGUGGUCCGACCAAUAAUUGGCACCAGUACCUACCAACGGGUCCAGCAAACGCUAGACGCCAGAGGGACUUUUGUUGGACCACCCCCAACCUUUGUUGCACCAGCUGCAGUCCCUCCAGUACGUGCUCCCCCGCCUGCAAUGAUGAGACCAGCCUUUGUUCCCCAUAUUUUACAGAGACCCGGCGGUACCAGGCUUCAUCUUAUGCGCCCUCCUGUAGCUCCUCCCAUGCCGCGGCCUCCUCCGCCUCCGCCCAUGAUGAUCCCGGUUUCCAUGCAGAGCCAAACGCCUCAGGGUGUUUCGCCGCCUGUUCAGCACAUGACCUCAGCACCAACCGUCAGUGUCAGCGAAGUAAUGUCCAUGGCAUCCUCGCCGCCCACCAGAACAGCUGUCCCGACUUCCAUCAAGCCGCCUUCAGUCUUCCAAGCGGCGCCCACCGUGUACUCAGCCCCGCCUGUCACUGUUGUGCCUCGAAGAAAUGAUGUGAUGGCUCAGCGGCAAGCCAGAAUGGAGGAGCUAGCGGCUCGGGUUGCCGAGCAACAGGCCGCCGUGAUGGCGGCCGGACUGCUGGAGAAGGAGUGCGAAGACAGCAGCGCCGUCAUUGGACCCAGCAUGCCCGAACGCGAGCCUGUGCGCCACGAGUCUGUGUACAAACCUGUGGAAACGUCCUCGGAAGACAAAAAGGCCAAGCCAAAGUCAGAGAAGAUGAAGAAGUGUAUUCGAACGGCAGCUGGGACUUCCUGGGAAGACGCCAGCCUGUUGGAGUGGGAAUCAGAUGACUUUCGUAUCUUCUGCGGUGAUCUUGGUAACGAGGUCAAUGAUGACAUCUUGGCCAGAGCCUUCAGCAGGUAUCCAUCAUUCCUCAAAGCUAAGGUGGUGAGAGACAAGCGGACAGGAAAAACAAAAGGCUACGGCUUUGUCAGCUUCAAAGAUCCAAAUGAUUAUGUGCGAGCCAUGAGGGAGAUGAACGGCAAGUAUGUUGGCAGCCGUCCCAUCAAACUGAGAAAAAGCAUGUGGAAGGACCGCAACAUAGAGGUUGUACGAAAAAAGCAGAGAGAGAAGAAAAAGCUGGGCCUUAGAUAGCCUUGCACACAGCAUCGAGAUCUCUGCAAAGACUUACCGGUGGAUUCUUCCCCUCCUCCUUUUCAAUAAAGUCCAAUUUUCAUGUCA